AUAUUGGAAAGUAUUUCAAAGAUUUCCAAAAAUUAUAACAAUUUUUUUUUGCGUUUUUCGACAUGGAGCCUAAUGGACAUUCAUUUCUGGAUAAAGUUAUUGGUAUCGUGAAAGAAGAAACAGCUGACCAUGUACCGCUAAUUGAUUUUAAGCAUCCGAAGGAGUUAGAGGAACUAUUAAGCGAUGAUUUGGAUAUCUCGAAACCGACAAGUGAUUGCGAACUUGAGCGAUCCGUUCGGAAGAUGCUGCAGUAUAGCGUGAAAACGAACAAAACAACUUUUAGGAACCAAUUAUAUGGUGGAACGGAUCCUUAUGGCCUCGCUGGAUCUUGGAUCGCUGAGGCUUUUAACACGAGUCAGUACACGUUCGAAGUAGCUCCCGUUUUCACACUCGUGGAAAUGAAAAUUAUCAAACAUAUUCUGAAGUUAUUUGGUAUUCCCGACGGCGAUGGCAUAUUUAGUCCCGGAGGAAGUAUUUCAAUGCUGUAUGCAUUGGUAGCUGCGAGGUUUAAAGCAUUUCCAGAAAUAAAGGCUAAAGGCAUGCGUAAUCUUCCAGAGAUGGUCAUAUUUUCUUCUACAGAUAGUCAUUAUUCAAUUAUGAAAGCAGCUCAUUGGCUCGGUUUUGGUACAGACAAUGUUAGAAUUAUAAGAACCAAUGAUUUUGGUCAGAUGGUUAUAGAUGAAUUGGAAGCAACUAUUCAGAAGGAGUUGGCGCUGGGAAGAUAUCCUGUACUAGUGAACGCGACUGCUGGCACAACAGUGCUCGGAGCUAUUGACGAUUUAGACGCUGUUGCCGAUGUUUGCGAGAAAUACGGGAUUUGGAUGCACGUUGAUGCGUGUUGGGGCGGAAGUUUAAUAUUGUCAAGUAAAUUUAAGAACAAAUUGAAAGGAAUUGAACGUGCAAAUUCAAUAUCUUGGAAUCCACAUAAAAUGAUGGGGGUACCAUUACAGUGUUCGGCGUUUCUUCUCCGAGAUAGAGGUUUGUUGCACGAAGCGAAUGCUGCCGCCGCACAAUAUCUCUUUCAACAGGACAAGUUCUACGAUGUGCGUUACGAUACCGGGGACAAGAGUGUACAAUGUGGCAGAAAGAUCGACGCGUUUAAAUUGUGGAUGAUAUGGAAAGCUCGAAGCGACACAGGUCUCGGCAAACUUACAGAUCAUGUCAUGGAGAUAGCUGAGUUUUGUUUAGGCGCAGUUGCUCGUAAGGACGGCUUUAGACUAGUAACCGAAUGCUUACAGUGUCCAAAUGUUUGCUUUUGGUACAUACCCAAAUUCAUGCGAAAUGCGGACGAAGAUGAUAAAUGGUGGGAUACAAUGCAUAAGAUAACACCGAAAAUUAAGGAACUUCUUACGAUAAAUUCCCGUUUGAUGGUGGCCUAUUCCCCAUUACGUCACCACAAGAAUUUCUUCAGACUUGCCUUUACUUUUCAUCCGAUAGUAGAAGAAAGGGAAGUUCUGGACAUGUUACAAUCUAUUGAAGAUUGCGGCGAAAUGGUGACACUAUCCAUGCUUUAACAUCUAGUCAUAGAUUUACACUUAAGAUUUAAAUUUAUAUGUCAUUUAUAGUACACAGAUUAUAUAAUAAUUAUAAUAUAAGAUGUAUAAUACAGGAAGGCUGA
Vanessa tameamea is the source of this 1618-nucleotide messenger RNA. RefSeq names its product cysteine sulfinic acid decarboxylase. NCBI's taxonomy places the organism in Eukaryota, Metazoa, Arthropoda, Insecta, Lepidoptera, Nymphalidae. Gene Ontology annotation, cellular component: cytoplasm. Gene Ontology annotation, biological process: carboxylic acid metabolic process. Gene Ontology annotation, molecular function: pyridoxal phosphate binding; carboxy-lyase activity. The coding region runs from base 63 to 1514 and encodes 483 amino acids. The transcript is spliced from 8 exons. The record is from RefSeq and is a predicted model, not a curated record.